AUGCAGGAGCAGGUGGAGAGGAUUCUGAGUGAGAAACUGGCCACAUCACAGAGCCACGUGGAAGGGGCCCACCGUGCAGCAUCCCCUGCAGAGGACCUGACCAGCACCUGGAUUUCCCCCCUCCAGAACCUCUCCCAAGAAGUUCAAGCUCUGCAGAGAUCCUUGGAGAGCAUGCAGGCGUCCAUGCUGCACGACCGCCAGCCCUCCAGAGCAGACCUGGAGGGCAUAAUGUCCCAAGUGGAGAAAGCAGUGCAGGGGUCCUGGUCCGAGAGGAACGUGGCAGAGCUGGAGAGUAAACUAGGCAUGUCCCCCGCCAAGUCCUGCUUCCUUCUCUCCUUUUCCCUGGUGGCAUCCUGCAGGGACAAAGCUGCUUCUCCCCCACAGGCCAAGGAACCUGUGGGGAGAAGAUGCAGUGAGGAAGGUUACACAUCUGGGAAACGCUAUUGGGAAGUGGAUGUUGGCAAGAGAAGAAACUGGGAUUUGGGCAUUGCCCGGGAGCCUGUGACUCGCAAAGGGACACUGACUCUCUCCCCAGAGAAUGGCUUCUGGGUCAUAGGGUUAGCCGAUGGGCAAGACUACUGGGCCCGCACAGAGCCUUGGACCCGUUUGGCUGUGAGUGGGAAACCCAGAAAGAUUGGGAUCUUCCUGGACACCGCAGCCCAGCAGCUGUCAUUUUAUAAUGUCCCCAAGGAAACAGCUGUGUACACUUUCAGCCUUGGUGGUGCCAGCAGCCAGGGAGGGAAGUUCUUCCCCUUCUUCUCAACAGGGUCCACUGCUGGAAAGCCUGACACCGAGCCCCUGAAAAUUCUCCAGGGGUUUGAGGAUGAUGAAUAG
Struthio camelus australis is the source of this 834-nucleotide messenger RNA. The record is from RefSeq and is a predicted model, not a curated record. Lineage: Eukaryota; Metazoa; Chordata; Aves; Struthioniformes; Struthionidae.